Messenger RNA from Macrosiphum euphorbiae (potato aphid), 408 nucleotides. The record is from the annotation of a GenBank genome assembly. NCBI's taxonomy places the organism in Eukaryota, Metazoa, Arthropoda, Insecta, Hemiptera, Aphididae.
AUGAAAUUAGUCAAAUUUUUGAUGAAACUCAGCCAUGAAACUGUGACAUUAGAACUUAAAAAUGGCACCAGUGUUCAUGGAACUAUUACAGGUGUUGAUGUAGCAAUGAACACUCACCUUAAAGCUGUUAAAAUGACUGUAAGAAAUCAACAACCUAUACAUUAUGAAACACUCAGUAUUCGAGGUAACAACAUUCGGUACUAUAUUUUACCUGACUCUCUUACACUUGAAACCCUGUUAGUUGAUGAUGCACCCAAAUCACGAAUGAACCGUGGUGGACGAGGAGGUCGUGGAGGGCCAGGAAGAGGUGGUCGUGGGCGUGGAGGUCCUAGAGGACGAGGAGGUCGUGGAGGACCACGUGGAAGUGGUGGCGGACGUGGGCGAGGUGGUGGACCACCCCGACGUUAA